AUGGCAGAAAACAACGACGAAACAUGUUCUGAAACUUCACCACCCUCAAACAGGUGCACAUACUUGUUUCAUAGAUUAUGCGGUUCCUGGAACAAAAACACCGCACCAACAUGCCCAAGUCGAAAAAUGUUUCAUAGGGACGUCGAAAAAGAAGAAUUUCAGUAUGCCAGUAGCCACUGUCUCUCAUCCUACUACAGUGUCUUCGUUGUUCGACUAGCAAUCAUGGUCAUGCUAGCAAUCUUGAUAGGGCUGCUCACAAUAUUGACAUGGCAUUUCACAAAGAUUUAUACAACGAAAUCACUUAAAAGUUUGGCAUAUGGUUUGCGUUAUGAACUUUUGCAAAGACCUGUUUUGAGAAUGUGGAACAUUUUAAACUCUACUUCCGAAAUUACAACAGCUCAGGUCAAAUUGUCUCAGUAUGUGAUCAAACGUUACAGCAACCCUGCGACUCAAGCAGAGCAAGUUGAGCUUUAUGAAGCAAUGAGGGCUGUAACAUGGGCAUUGUUUGUUAGUCGAAAAGCUCUCAACUCAAUAACUAUCAAUUAUAAGAAUGGAUUUGUCCAAGCAUUCCAUAGAGAUCUGAAGGAUAACAACACAUUUUACAUUUACUCUGAUCUUGCAAAUUACUCCAUGGGUGCCAGCAACUCUAAUGAGAUCAAUUCCUUUUCAACACACCAAGCUUGGGAUGACAAAGCCAUCCAUGGUAACUAUUCUGCAAUUUGGUAUCGUGAACCACUUGACCCUAUUAGUGGUGAAAAGAUUGGAAAAGCUAUGCAAAUUGCACCCGAAGACUUGAUCAAUAUAGCUGGCCUUUCCCAGGUACCUGAUGGUGUAGCUUCAUGGCAUGUUGCGGUGAGCAAGUUUACAGAUUCACCAUUACUUUCAGCAGCAUUACCAGUUUGGGACUCUUCUAAUAAGACUAUUAUGGCUGUUGUGGGUGUCACAACUGCACUCUAUAGUGUAGGACAACUAAUGAGAGAACUCGUUGAACUGCAUAGUGGCCAUAUGUAUUUGACUUCUCAAGAGGGUUAUUUACUUGCAACUUCCACAAGUGCACCUCUAUUAACAAAUUCAACAAAGCCACCUAAGCUUAAGAUGGCUGUUGAUUGUGAAGAUGAUAUAAUACGACAAGGAGCUGAAUGGUUACAAAGAACUUAUGGGAACAAUUUUCCUCCAAGUCAUGAGGUUCAUGUAGAGAAUGUUAAGCUAGGCCAUCAGGAAUAUUACAUUGACUCUUUCUUCCUAAAUUUGAAAAGACUUCCUUUGGUCGGUGUAAUCGUUAUACCAAGAAGGUAUAUCAUGGGGCAAGUAGAUGAAAGAGCCUUCAAAACAUUGGUUAUUUUGAUAUCUGCAUCAUUGUGUAUUUUAGUUAUUGGAUGUGUUUGCAUUUUGAUUUUGACAAAUGGAGUAUCAAAGGAAAUGAAUCUAAGAGCAGAACUAAUAAAUCAAUUGGAAGCAAGAAGAAAGGCAGAGGCAUCAAGCAAUUACAAAAGUCAAUUCCUUGCAAACAUGAGUCAUGAAUUGAGGACACCUAUGGCAGCAGUAAUUGGGUUGCUUGACAUUCUUAUAUCUGAUGAUUGUCUCACAAAUGAACAAUAUUCAACAGUUACUCAAAUAAGAAAAUGCUCAACUGCUCUGCUCCGUCUUCUUAACAAUAUCUUGGACCUGAGUAAGGUGGAAUCUGGAAAAUUGGUCUUAGAAGAUGCAGAAUUUGAUUUGGCACGGGAACUUGAAGGGCUAGUAGAUAUGUUUUCUGUUCAGUGCAUUAACCACAAUGUAGAGACUGUUUUAGACCUGACUGAUGACAUGCCAAAGGUAGUUCGGGGUGAUUCUGCGAGGGUAGUGCAAAUAUUUGCCAAUUUGAUCAACAAUUCAAUUAAGUUUACUCCAUCGGGUCAUGUUAUUCUCCGAGGAUGGUGUGAAAAUCCAAAUCCUUCUUUUGUUUCUCCAAAUCGUCCUUUAGACCAGAAGAAAUCACGAAAUUUACAAAAGAGCAAAGAGAAGCCAAAUGCAAAUCAUUCAAAGAAAACAUCAAUGAAAGAUAACAAAGUGAUACUUUGGUUUGAAGUUGAUGACACAGGCUGUGGUAUUGAUCCAAGCAAAUGGGAUUCUGUGUUUGAAAGCUUUGAGCAAGCUGAUCCGUCAACCACAAGAUUGCAUGGAGGAACUGGUCUUGGUCUUUGCAUUGUUAGGAACUUGGUGAACAAGAUGGGUGGAGACAUUAAGGUUGUCAAAAAGGAGGGCCCAGGAACACUAAUGCGAUUAUGCUUGCUUCUUAGUGCACCAACGGAUGUCACGGAACAACAUUGUGCAAUAAACUUGAAAUGCAAUGGCUUAGUGGUACUACUUGCACUACAUGGCAAAAUGAGUCGAUUGAUUACAUCUAAGUGGUUACAGAAAAAUGGACUGUGCACAAUGGAAGCAUCUGAAUGGAACGGACUAACUCAAAUUUUGGGGGAACUCUUUCAUGCAAGAAGUUCAAUCCACAAUAAUGACUUUGAUACACACUAUCCAACAAAUGAAGAAUUGAAGUCUAAACUCCUCAAUAUACGAGAUAUGAGGAACCCAACUUUUGUCAUUAUUGUUGACAUUGGGCUACUUGACUUAAGCACAGAUAUAUGGAAGGAACAACUUAACUUCCUUCAUAGGCACUUUGGUAGGGCAAAGUUCGUAUGGCUACUAAAUCAUGACACCUCCAAUACCAUAAAGAUGGAGCUCCGCAAUAAAGGCCAUAUGCUGAUGGUCAACAAACCCCUUUACAAAGCAAAAAUGAUUCAUAUUUUGGAAACUGUCAUAAAGGAGAGAAAUCUUGAGCUACAAAAGAAAGACAUGACUACUCUAAGGACCACAAUGAAAGAGGGUGAUUUGCAUGAGUUUCUUGAUAUUGAUUCUACUCAUUUUGAUGCUGCAAGUUCUGAUGAUUCUGACAUAUCUGAAAUAGGUGGUUCUAAUCCUGUUAGUGCUAAUGGAGAUAAAUCAAGUAAAGUGGUAGCCAAAUCCCAUCCAUCAUCACCAUGCCAGAUGAAUAAUUUUCCAGUUAGAUUAACUGAUAAAAAUGAAGAUUCUAAAAAUGGAGAAACACACAAGGUCACUAACCCAAGUAAAGCAGUAGAUGGAAAGAAAUCUCUUGAGGGCCUAAGGAUUUUGCUUGCAGAAGAUACGCCAGUACUUCAAAAGGUUGCAACCAUAAUGCUUGAAAAAAUGGGAGCUGUUGUUGUUGCUGUAGGUGAUGGACAACAGGCAGUAGAUGCUCUCAAUUGCAUGCUCAAUGCUGAAGAUUGUAGCAGAGAAUCUUUCCAGAAGGAAAGAAACACAAGAUCUCAAACAAAGAUUUUGACUUACCAUCCAUAUGACUUAAUCCUAAUGGAUUGUCAGAUGCCGAAGAUGGAUGGUUAUGAGGCAACAAAAGCAAUUAGGAAAUCAGAAGCGGGAACAAACUAUCACAUUCCUAUUGUUGCUCUUACAGCACAUGCAAUGUCAUGUGAUGAAGCCAAAUGCUUGGAGGUGGGCAUGGAUGCUUACUUAACAAAGCCGAUUGACUUCAAGAUGAUGGUGUCCACCAUUCUUUCACUUACCAAGAGAGCAUCUUGA
This is a messenger RNA of Abrus precatorius (Indian licorice), 3591 nucleotides long. Its product is annotated as histidine kinase 1-like. Gene Ontology annotation, biological process: phosphorylation; phosphorelay signal transduction system. Gene Ontology annotation, molecular function: phosphorelay sensor kinase activity. The transcript has 14 exons. Bases 1 to 3591 code for a protein of 1196 amino acids. The record is from RefSeq and is a predicted model, not a curated record. Lineage: Eukaryota; Viridiplantae; Streptophyta; Magnoliopsida; Fabales; Fabaceae.